CAAAAGGUUGCCAUUUGCAGACAGAACUGGAGUUUGACACCCCUGCUAGUACAACGUCUGACUCACUGCAGGUCCCAGUUAGGGUCAGUGUUCACGAUUUAACAUUAAGAACGAGGGACUGGGCAAAAAUGGGCUACAGAGAAGAGUUUCAAGGCCAAAGCCACUUCUGAACAAAAGGAACACAAAGGUCUGUCUUAUAUUUACCUAAAAACCUCUUGAUGAUCCCCGAGACCAGCCAUCAGUUUGUCACACUUAUGCUAUGCAGCAGGACAGUAAUAAUAAAAAAAAAAAACAGUUUUCUUUUUUGUUGAUUUCAUUGUUUUUGUUGUCAUUUGGAGCUUCUGCUGUGUCCUAGUCUGAGGUGCAGCAACAUCAUCACCUCCUUGGAGGUUUAGGGUUAGGGUUGCUCUCUGAUGGCCACCCACUUAGCUGAUUAAAAAAUGUUGCCAGCUAUUAAGAAAUGACCAAAAAGGGGAUUAUCUAACAGCUCAGAGUUAAGCGGUGUCUGAGUAGAAAAGGCUUUGUAAGCAGUUAUUGUGUGACCAGGCAACAGCAGCAGGAGGAGCCACUGCAGUCUGAUGGAGAUGAAGGUUAGCUCCCAGUUAGACCUGUUCAGCUCGUUCCUCAGUAGAAACCUUAAACAUCGAGCUGAGUUGGUGAAGAAGAGAAUGUCUUGUUCUGCAUGUAGCUUUUGGUUCGGAUUAAGGAGUUUUUCUUAAUGAAGUAGAAUAUUUGUUAAAGUGUUUCUCCUGAUUUUUGGACAGUUUUUUUUAUGAUCAAAAAAGCAGAAUCGGGAUGCUUUGCAAACCGAGAUGAGUUUGGGGUAAUUAAAAGUCAGAACCGCUGACAGACGUUGGUCCGAGCCAGCGGUUUGACCUACCAGAGGUCCUGGUCGGUUUCCCUGCUGUGGAGUGGAGCUGGGGGAAUGCCAGGACAUUCCGAGCGUCACUUUCUGUACAGCCGGCCCACUUCUCUCUCCUUUAGCAUUUUUCUCUAAAGAAAAAAGUCAGGAGUAGAAGGAAGUACCGUUGCUCAGCGACAAAUUUUCUCUCUUUAUUUCGUUCUUGGAGGAGAAAGGACUGCGAGUCUUUAUAGCACUGUCACAGUGUAGCUCAUAUAUGUCAAGCAUCUCUGGUUUAUUUUAAAAUGGACCAUGUGAAAAUGCAGGAGGCAGAAGAGAACAGGGAAAUGCAUCCCAUGUGGCAGGGACCCCUUGUGGUACCAGGAGGCGAUCGUCAGUCUCCCAUAGACAUCGCUGUGAGAAAAACCGUCUUUGAUUCGGAGCUGAAACCUCUUGUGCCCACCUACGAUCCGCAGACCUGCCAGCAAAUCUGGAAUAAUGGUUAUUCCUUUCUGGUCGAGUAUGACGACACCACAGACAAGAACUCAUUGAAGGGAGGUCCAUUGCAAGACAAAUUUCGGCUGUGUCAGUUCCAUUUCCACUGGGGUGAGUCCAAUGACUGGGGCUCAGAGCACACUGUGGACCGAAGGCUGUUUCCUGCAGAGCUCCAUUUGGUCCACUGGAACUCUGACAGGUACACUCUGUUCGAGGAAGCAGUGAUGGAGGAGAACGGACUCGCUGUUAUCGGAGUUUUUCUGAAGGUGGGAAAGAGACACGAGGGGCUACAGAAGCUGGUCGACGCUCUGCCUGCUAUCAGACACAAGGACAGCAUAGUGGAGUUCAACCGGUUCGAUCCAGGUUGUCUUUUACCCGCCAACAUCAAUGACUACUGGACAUACCAUGGCUCUCUGACCACGCCCCCUCUGACUGAAUCUGUCUCCUGGAUCAUCAUGAAACAGCACAUAGAAGUCAGCCAUGACCAGCUGGCAGUCUUCCGGAGCCUUUUGUUCACCUCAGCUGAGGAAGUCCAGAAGAGCAUGGUGAACAACUUCCGGGUGCAGCAGCCGCUAAGAAGUCGCACCGUCCGCUCCUCCUUCACUCCCUUCCUGCAGGAGGCGCCGUAGGCUAGAGGUGGCAAGCAGUGAUACGGAUGCGGUUUCCUCUGGGGAGCUUUAUGUUGUUUUUAAUUUCAGUACAAUCAUUUUCUGUUUUAUUCUAAUGAACAGUUUUAAACAGAGGAUGGAGGAAGACCUGUAUGGUUAGAGAUUUAUUUCCACUCAGAUUUUAGUUUGAUUCUUCAGACUGAUUCUCAAUAAGGAAAAAAAGAGUUACUGAGGGGGAUUUUAUUCACUAAAAUCAUUUUAACAAUUUUAUUAUCCUAAAUUGUAUUUAUUCUACAUUUUGUUAGGUUUGUUUUAGAGUUCCAGCCUGCAGCUCAGUGCAUGGAGUCUCAUUGACCUGCAGGUUCCAUAGAAACUCAACAUGGCAAAUAUACUGCAGCUGCUUCCUGUUUACAACAAAAUGCCCUCGAGAUUUUUACGAAAAACCCACAAAAAUAUCCCAAAUCAUCUGGCAUUUUCAAAGUCAAUCCCGAAAUGCUGAUUUUUUUUUCACUGAAUGUUUUCUUCUUCUGUUACAAAGAGAUCACUCUGAAUAUGUCUGACAUUCAGAACCAAGUUUGACUCAUUUUUUACUUUUAAACAGAGUUUUAUUUACUCUUGUCAGCAUUUGUUAUUAAGACGCACAAACAUGCAACGUUACAACACAUGCGUGCAUUUUAAGAAAUCACUGUGUGACAAUGAAAUGGGAGCAAAGCAUGAAAUUCUACAAACUGUAGUGCCUUAAAUGUUCUAAUUUCUCUUUUGUUUCCUGAGAUGUUCAGAGCAAGUGUCUAAAUCUUUUAGGUAUGUAUGUAAUCCUCACUUGAUUUGUCUUUUCUUAUACUUUACAGAAUUAAAAGCAACAUUAAAGCCGGUGUUUGAGCGCAGUAGAGAAAUUAAGUCAAUCUUGACAGGAAGUCCAGGUCAUCUGCCUUCAACAGGCUGAUGUUGUCAUCUGUCUGCUUUAAUUCGACUGAUCCAAUCAAGUAAAUAAAACUAAUCAGAUUUUAGUUUCUAGGACUGAGAAAGUGUAUUCUCUUAAACUGCUGUGAUGGUGUUUUUUGUUUUGUUUUAACAUGGCCUUUAUGGCUCACCCCCAGGGUGCCAUGGCCUCGGCGUGACACGAAAACUGAAGGAAAAUAUCGCUGUACACUGGCUAGCGACGCUGAAGUUGGUGUCUGAUUCACAGCUUCCAAAUCAUAUUUCUUUUUUUUUCUUAAGGAAGCCUAGAUUAGAUUUAAUCACGUCUAAUUCAAAAUCCAAAAUACUUAGACUGGUGAAACAGUUGAGGUGACACUGAUGCACUGGAACCACAGUUUGUAUAUGUACCUGCAGUGCCUUUCAUAUAAGAUUUACCACGGCAAAAUCAAACUCGCAUUGCUCAAACAGUGUCUACUUGAAGUUACGGCCUUCAUCAUCCGUAUGUAUUGUUUUUGCAAAUUGCAGACAUUUAAGCUACUGCAGCUGUCCUGCUUGUAUUACACCCAGUGUACAACUGUGUCCUGCAGAUUUUGUUUAGAGGAGGAUUUUGCAAUACUUGCCAGCUUAAGCAAUAUUUUAUCUAAAGCAGUUCUUCCGUUCAGCCUUCUUCCUGCUUUGGGUCACACCCGUCAGUUGUUGUUUCCGUGCACCUCUGUUAGAAAGAUAAACUUUAAGUUAGAGCAGCAGAAAUGGGACAUAACGUCACAAGUCCUCUUGCAUUGGCAGCCUGAGAAGUUUAAUCUGAAUUAUGGUCAAGUUGAGCACAGGCGAGAGGCUACCAUCCAUGUAAUCCCUCUUUAACAAUGAGGCUAUCCAAACUCCCACCGAUGACCCUAUGGGUCGGUGCAGCUUCAGGGUGACGGUGCAUGCUGAACAGACGUGAAAUGCACCAAGUGAUGGUGACUUGUUAUGAAUGCUUCAGAAUAGCUGGAUAAACACCACUGGGGCCACAGCAGGAUGGAAAGAUUGGUGUUUGGUUUGGUGAUGUCUUAUCUUCUAUCUUUAAUGCAUUAAGCUAACGGAGUAAAGGGACCCAGAGCUGCUUUUAUCCUGGAGCUGUGCACCAUCACCUCCCGUUUCGUCAUUGAAGUUAAUUUCUUUCCCUUUUUUCAUUGCCAUGCUGUUACUAUAAUAUACUUAAAUGCUGAUGCUCAAUCAUGUAUGACCUUUUGUGUCUCACUUGCAGUCUGUAAAGAUCUGUUUACUUGUUUCCUGAUAUUUGCAUAACUGUAACCUGUGAAGACGUUUGAAAUACUUCAUCGCCUGAUUUGUCUCAUUGUUGGCCUUUCUGAUCUGAAGUAUAACUGAACAUGUGCAUCAUCUGCAGCCCUAUUGCAUGUUUGAGCAGCUGUAAGUUGUUUUCACUGUAACUGUAAGCAGUUCAUAUUUUCGCUGUUUAUUUGUCCAGUGUUCAGCCUACAUUCCCACCCCCUGGUGUCCCGCUGGGUGCCUCCCCUCCUGCCAGCAUGCCUUCCUCCACCUGCAUGGCUUCUUUAAGAUUCCCAUCCAGCUGUGGAACCAGUACAAUUCUUGCUUUUCUAGAUGAGGGGAAAACUGUAAACCACUCAUAAUUGUCUAGAUGUACAUUAGAUUUUAAACAGACAGUAAUGUCCAAUGUUUAACAAUAAAGUAAUAUAUCUGUAAA
Molecule: messenger RNA, 4567 nt
Organism: Girardinichthys multiradiatus
Lineage: Eukaryota; Metazoa; Chordata; Actinopteri; Cyprinodontiformes; Goodeidae
Gene: ca5a
Product: carbonic anhydrase Va
Exons: 7
Coding region: 1147-1965 (272 amino acids)
Cellular component (GO): mitochondrion; cytoplasm
Molecular function (GO): carbonate dehydratase activity; zinc ion binding
Source: RefSeq, a predicted model, not a curated record